UGCCUUCGGGCCUCAAAAGGAAGCUUGCAGUGUGUGUUCCCGGGCCUCAGAAUCGACACGGUAGAUUCACCGUGUGAAUUUUCACAUUGUGACUUCGCAGAAGCGGGUACAAGACAUGUCUGCCACCUUCGGCGACAGCUAGUUCGGUAGAAAACACUGAAAUCUGUUUUUUCGAAUUGCGUGGUAGCUCACCGGCCCUUCGAUUCGAACCGCUUGGCAUCAUUCGUCAACAACGACGGCUCACCUGGUGCGCUGAAGAAAAUGUUGUGACAAAGGGUGGCCUGUUUUCCCCGCCUCCCGUAACGAGUGGUAUGUGCAUAUGGCGAGCGGUGACUCGUGUCUUGCGGGUGAAAGAGAGUCUUCGCCAACAACUGCGGUUGUUCCCAGCACAUAUGGCGUCUUCCGGAGCCCAGAUGCGGCGUUGCAGUCACUCACAUUUAGGUAUAAGAUAUGUAGUGUCGUCUUAAUUCAACACAACGCCAGAACCUCACGACUACAAACCCGCGAGUCUGCCGUCAAACCCCCACCGUAAGGAUCCCUUCGUGCGAGCUGCAGGCUGUUGAAGACGCAGGCGAGACGACCCGCUUCUGGUGCCGACUCAGUGACCAAAAUGUUUUCCUACUGCUGUGGGCUGGGCAUGCAUCAAGACCGGAUCCACGCCGCUUCUUGUGGAGCAGCGAACCAGGUCUGCGCACCAAUUUGUGAGCCACAGGUUGUCCUCAUCGAUAACCUUGAGCUCGCCGUCCACGCAGAGGACCAAGUUGCCUACUAUGACUUCAUGCACUUGAACAGCACGCCAGUGAAGGCGACUGAUAGGGUUCUCAAGCGGGACCCAACCGCCAGUGCACCUUCUCAAUUCGAGAACUCCAGCAAAGGAAGCGAUCCACGAAUGUCGUCCGCUGCAACAGCCUCAACCAUGGAAGAGCUCGACGAAGAUUCUUAUCCUGACGCCGUCUCGGAGCACAGAUCGCAGGUGGAAUGUGGUGUAGCCCGUCAGCCGCAUACAGCGCCUGACAAAAUCUGUUUAUCUGUUCGCCCAGUAUCUCAGCAACAUUCGCCCUCUUUCACUUGUGCAACAAUUCCUACGGCUGCGCACUUUCAGACUUCGCUAAGCAUGCACAGGCAGCGCAGCAGUGGGCCGGAGUGGACCCGUUCUGCUGUGUCUCGUCUGUCCGUGCCUUCUGAAGAAAUGCAUCAAAAACACUUGGACUAAGCUCUCCAAUUGUGCUCAGAGUUACGGCGGACUCAAGGGGAGGUGCUCGUGUCUUGUGAAAAUGCUCAUGUGGCCGCCUCAUGCCGUUCCGGGGCCAAUACGUCUCCGCGACAGUGGUGAGGCGGAGAGAGACUGCCCAGUCGUGAAGGCGCAUAAUACUUGUUCACAUU
Toxoplasma gondii ME49 is the source of this 1383-nucleotide messenger RNA. RefSeq lists its product as hypothetical. Bases 611 to 1213 code for a protein of 200 amino acids. The transcript has 4 exons. Lineage: Eukaryota; Apicomplexa; Conoidasida; Eucoccidiorida; Sarcocystidae. The record is from RefSeq and is a predicted model, not a curated record.